This is a messenger RNA of Helicoverpa zea (corn earworm), 1112 nucleotides long. Its product is annotated as alpha-tocopherol transfer protein-like. The coding region runs from base 63 to 989 and encodes 308 amino acids. Lineage: Eukaryota; Metazoa; Arthropoda; Insecta; Lepidoptera; Noctuidae. Gene Ontology annotation, molecular function: phosphatidylinositol bisphosphate binding. The transcript has 7 exons. Gene Ontology annotation, cellular component: membrane. The record is from RefSeq and is a predicted model, not a curated record.
CGCAGUGUCGAUAUCAUUGUAGAGUUGUAUUAUUCCUUUCAGUGGUAGGACGUUUGUGAAAAAUGUCUGUGAGGGCGUUGACUCCUGUGCUUGCGGAAAAAGCCCGUGUUGAGCUGAAUGAAAACCCGAACACGCUGAAGGAUGAUCUUCAAAAUAUUAAGGACUGGUUGGCCAAGCAACCACAUCUAAAUGCUAGGAUAGAUGACCAAUGGUUGGUGGGGUUCCUCCGUGGAUGUAAGUUCAGUUUGGAGAGGACGAAAGAGAAGUUGGAUCUGUAUUACUCUGUUCGCACCACGGCGCCUGAACUAUUUCGCAUAAAGCACACCGAUCCUCUCUUUGACGAAAUCCUGGGUUUAGGUUCAUUUGUUAUACUGCCAAAGCCUCCGAGACCAGAUGCUCCGAUGACAUCCAUCAUCCGGCCAGGAAAGUAUGACCCAGCGAAGUACGAUAUUCUAGACAUCUUGUCAGCUACCAACGUUUUAAUGAGGAUUCUCCUGGUGGACGAUGAUAACGCGACUGUCGCUGGCGGUCAAAGCAUUAUAGAUCUAGAGGGAGUGACGAUGGCACACUUCUUGCAAAUGACGCCGGUCACCAUGAAAAAGAUGGUCGUCUUUGGUCAGGACGCAUCACCAAUGCGUAUGAAAGGAACGCAUUAUAUGAACACACCACCUGGGUUUGAGACUAUCUUCAAUGCAAUCAAAAGUUUGCUUAAUGAAAAGAAUAGGAAUAGGCUCUACGUCCACAACAAGAAUUAUGAAGAAUUGUACAAACACAUUCCCAAAGAUGUACUGCCUGCUGAAUACGGGGGUAACGCUGGAACAAUAGACGAUAUUUCAGAAUACUGGAGGAACAAGGUGAAGAAAUAUGAUUCCUGGCUGCAAGAGGACUAUCAGUACGGCACAAUUGAGUCAAAGCGUCCUGGCAAACCGAAGACUGCUGAAGAUAUGUUCGGCGUUGAAGGAUCCUUUAGAAAACUUGAUGUUGACUAAUAAUCUUUUCUUAUAUCUUAAAUAUUGUGUACAAUGUGGAUGCGAUAAAUGUUAAAAAUAAUCUUUUGAUAUGAAUAGACCUUACGUUUCUUGUAAAUAGAGCAAAUAAACGAUAUUAAAUUA